Encephalitozoon romaleae SJ-2008 is the source of this 318-nucleotide messenger RNA. RefSeq lists its product as hypothetical. Bases 1 to 318 code for a protein of 105 amino acids. The record is from RefSeq and is a predicted model, not a curated record. Gene Ontology annotation, biological process: proton transmembrane transport. The transcript has a single exon. NCBI's taxonomy places the organism in Eukaryota, Fungi, Microsporidia, Unikaryonidae. Gene Ontology annotation, cellular component: vacuolar proton-transporting V-type ATPase complex. Gene Ontology annotation, molecular function: proton-transporting ATPase activity, rotational mechanism.
AUGUCUGUCGAGAGUAUUAAAAGGCUUGUACAAUGCGAAAAUGAAGCCAAGGAAAGGCUGGAGAUAGCACGCAGGGAAUUCGAGGAGAUGAGAGUUCAAGCAAGGAAUGAUGCAAAGCUGAUGGUGGAUGGCCUUAAGAAAGAAAACGAGAGCAAGCUUCUUCUUUUAGAGAAGGAAGUUGAGGAGUAUAUAAAGAUUGUUGAUGAAAAGCUGAAAUCAGAACUUGAGAUGAAAAUCAAGGAGCUUAGAAACAUUAGAAACAGAAAGGAUGUUGUUUUGGCCCUAGUAAAGCAUGUCUCUGGUGUAAACCUGAAAUAA